Molecule: messenger RNA, 1104 nt
Organism: Dujonia railenensis
Lineage: Eukaryota; Fungi; Ascomycota; Pichiomycetes; Serinales; Debaryomycetaceae
Source: the annotation of a GenBank genome assembly
AUGAUAAGAACGUCUCUUAGGCUCUACUCUUCAGCUUCAGUUCAGAUCACAACGAUACCGAAGUUUGCCCAAAGAUCAACCAUUUUCUCGUUGGUGCAACCUACAGGAAAGAUUCACCUCGGUAACUACCUUGGAGCAAUAAGAAACUGGAAAGAUAUCUCGGAAUCUCUGGAGAAUGAACAGGAGAAUACUUUUAUCUUUGGCUUAGCGGAUUUGCAUGCACUCACUCUCCCAAACGAGGCAUCUGUACUCAAGAGAAACAGGUACGAAGCCAUUGCUAGUAUCAUUGCUGCUGGUGUGGAUCCAGAGAAGUGUAUCUUGUAUCAUCAAUCUUCAGUCCCGGAACACGCUGAAUUAAACUGGGUGCUAACUUGCCUAACUUCCAUGGGGCUCUUGAGUCGUAUGACGACUUGGAAACUGAAGGUAUUCGACCUGGACAAUGCAGCAUUUGGUAGUAGUGAACAGAACAUGAAGGCAGGGCUUUUCUGCUACCCUGUAUUACAGUCCGCAGAUAUCUUGUUAUAUAAAUCUACGCAUGUUCCAGUGGGAGAUGAUCAGAGCCAGCAUUUAGAACUCAGUCGUCUGCUUGCCUCUAGCUUUAAUAAGCAAUUUAAGAGUGACUUCUUCCCAUUACCCACUACACUACUCACCCCUACGAAUAAAGUGUUGUCUUUGAGAAAUCCUACGAAGAAAAUGUCCAAAUCAGACUUGGAUCAAAACUCUUGUAUAUACAUCAAUGAAUCGCCAGAAGUGAUUCAAAAAAAGGUAAGAAAGGCCACCACGGACUCAAUUCAGGGUAAAAUAACUUUUGAUGAAGUUAAUAGACCUGGUGUAUCCAAUUUGAUUAACAUCAUAGCUGGGUUAAAAAGAAAUCUGAUUGAUCAAACUGUAGAAGAAUUGAGCUGGAUUACAAACCACAAAGAACUUAAAGAUUACAUAUGUGAGUUAUUAGAUACUGAAUUUAGAGAUACAAGGCAGUAUUUUGAAGAGUUGACAAGGAAUACCACUUACUUGGAUAAAGUUUGCAGGCUUGGAUCCGAAAAGGCUCGGGAAAUUGCGUCAAAGAAUAUGAGAGAGGUAAAGAGAUUGACGGGGUUAGAUUAA